AUGUCCAUCGGCCAGGCCUACCCCACUGAUGAAGCCACACCGAUUCUCGACUGGAAAUACUCGGACCUUGUUCCGACUGAGGAUGGUGAUUAUCUGGACUAUGAUGACCAAGCGAAUCAGAGCAAGAUAUCGGGCUCGUCAUUUAUAAUGCCGACGUCUGACGCUCUGUCAGAUAUAUCCUCGUACGAAAGCUUCUCGGGCGCGUUGUCCAAGGCGCCGUCUUUCAGUUCUGACUACCCUUCAGCGUCUAAUCAAGGCUCGUCACCAGUAACGUCACCACGCAUGAAGCCUCAACAUCUUUCUGGACCAGUCCAAACUCAAAGAGGCGGUAGAGCUUCGCUUUUACUACAGUCCGGCCUUCGAUCAGCUCCUUACGGUAUCGAGAGUGCAAGGAACAAACCAUGGUCUACCAGGCUGCUUCAGAGCAACACUGAUCCCCAAUCACCUCAUGGCCACUACUCCGACUUGUCUGACCCUUCUGAUAUGUUCUUUUCACUCCAUGAGGAGAAAACCACGCCGCCAUCCGAAGACCUGAACGCUUCAGAUCCCGACCUGGUAUCCCAUGAUCAAGACCUGAGAUAUGAGGGCGAUCUGUACACUCCCAGAUGGAUGCGUGGCCAUGGAAACAAGCGCGAGGGCUGGUGCGGCAUCUGCAAACCCGGCAGAUGGCUGGUCCUAAAGAACUCCGCCUUCUGGUACCAUAAAUCUUUCUGCCAUGGGAUUAGCAUGACCACGGGUAGCCCUGUCCAUGAGCCUCGGGAAACAAGACGCAUGGGUGGAAAUCCAAAUGUUUGGGAGGGUCUUUGUAGGAGCUGCUAUGAGUGGAUUGUGAUGGUGAGUAAUAAGAAGAAGUGGAUAGCCUGGCUCAGACACGCUUACAAAGUGAGUUUCUACAAGUCCGUGGGUUUCAUGAUGGGACUAACUUCCUCCGGUGCCACAGGCAUCCAAAAGCUGAGGACGAACCGAAGCGUUAUCGUGAGAGCAGCAAGGCCAAAAGGUGUCGUCAACCUCGUCUUCACUCUUGAAGGCGUUGUCGAACUCCAGAGCACCAUUCAGUGUCACACCGGGCCUGGGGGUAGAGCCGGCCUUCUGUCCCGCUUGGUCCUCAUCCAGUGGCAAACUGUCAAGCUCGUCCCUGGCUCGAAUACGGCUUAUAAAUUCUUUACGCCGCCUGCUGUCUCGGAGGUCCGUCCGGGCUGCCCGUCGGCUAGCUGCCAGGCAGAGCGAGGUUUUACGGAUCGAUAUUUUCAACUGUCUGGCAAAGCUACUGCGCAAGCUUGUGUUGAUAGGAACUCGUGGUACUACGGAGAGCUCUACCGAAGUGUCAAGAGACAUUCAGGCUUGCUCCAACAAGGUUCUGUCAGACGGGCCUCAGCCCGCAAGGCGGUGUGGCAGUACUUCUUGGAACAGGCCAAAACCAAGCACGGUAGUCCAGAUUGCGCAAAGCUAAUCGACGGGCUGGCGAAUAUGACAUUCAACGGCCGAGAAGUACGGCUAACACCCCACUGUCGUGAUUCUAACAUCGCACAGAUCCGAAAUACGGUGUUUGUGGCGAGGUCAGUGGCCGAGGAUGAGGCUAUGAUAGUGCGCAAGACUCACCUGGAAGACUCUAUUGUUGCAAGGGAACAGUUCCUGCACGACUACAACGGGGCAAAUGCCAUCGAUAAUCUCAGCUUCUACUUCUAA
Messenger RNA from Trichoderma harzianum CBS 226.95, 1686 nucleotides. RefSeq lists its product as hypothetical. The record is from RefSeq and is a predicted model, not a curated record. NCBI's taxonomy places the organism in Eukaryota, Fungi, Ascomycota, Sordariomycetes, Hypocreales, Hypocreaceae. The coding region runs from base 1 to 1686 and encodes 561 amino acids. The transcript is spliced from 4 exons.